AUGUGUAUUGACAAUUCUAACACAGAACUGAGCAAGCACAACACAGAACUGACAGCAACUACAGAACUGAUCAAGCAAAACACAAAGCACAACACAGAACUGAUCAAGCACAACACAGAACUGAGCAAGCACAACACAGAACUGAGCAAGCACAACACAGAACUGAUCAAGCAACUCACAGAACUGAUCAAGCAAAACACAGGACUGAUCAAGCAACUCACAGAACUGAUCAAGCAAAACACAAAACUGAUCAAGCAACUCACAGAACCGAGCAAGCAGAACACAGAACUGAACAGACGCAAUACAGAAAUGGUCAGGCAGAACUCAGCUGAAUACGCGACGCUUAGACUUGACCGAACAGAACACGGAACACAGAACAAGCAGAACACGGAAAUGACUCAGCAGAACACAAAGGAUCGCCUGAGGUCGCAUCCAGGAAAAAUGAUUUGGGUGAAGGAGAGAGAUGAGGAGAACCGCCAACUCAAGGAGAAGCUCCAGGAUGUUCACAACAUCUCCAUGACGUCAUUCGCUGGUGACGUCUGUCACGAGGAAUCUCUCGCUAAACGGCCUCGUCUCGACACAACGUUCCAGAGAAACGCGCAUUCACACGCUGGACUGACUGGCUUCCACUUGCACGUCAGGAACCAGUACGACCUCUACACAAUGAAGACCAUCACCACGAUUAUCUGUAUGGCUCUCGCUGUAACAUCUGAACCUAUCAACAAUUACAACACGAUAGGUGGUCAAGCAUUCCCAUACAAUGCUGGUUAUGGAGUCGGUGGCAUUCAUGGCGGGUUAUAUGGCGGCACACAUGGGGUUGGCAAGUACACAGGAGGCUACAGAGGACAUAUGCCAAUGUUUGGACUGCUGGGUGUUUACACUGGAGGUCAGAAGGGACUCCAUACAGGCUACAACGGAGGUCUGUUAAGUGGCAAAGUCGGCGGUUUCUACGGUGGCAAAACAAAUGUAUUGUAUGGAGGCGGUCUUGGUGGUCUCCACGUGGGAAAUGUUGGUGGUUUUAAUGCAGGGAAGGUGACUGGGGGUGUCUACCCUGGAACUGUUGGUGGUCUCAGCGCAGGGAAGGUGAUUGGGGGUGUCUACCCUGGAACUGUUGGUGGUCUCAGCGCAGGGAAUGUGAUUGGGGGUGUCUACCCUGGAACUGUUGGUGGUCUCAGCGCAGGGAAGGUGACUGGGGGUGUCUACCCUGGAACUGUUGGUGGUCUCAGCGCAGGGAAGGUGAUUGGGGGUGUCUACCCUGGAACUGUUGGCGGUUAUAAUGCAGGAAAGGUGACUGGGGGUGUCUACCCUGGAACUGUUGGUGGUCUCAGCGCAGGGAAGGUGAUUGGGGGUGUCUACCCUGGAACUGUUGGUGGUCUCAGCGCAGGGAAGGUGAUUGGGGGUGUCUACCCUGGAACUGUUGCCGGUUUAAAUGCAGGAAAGAUGGCUGGUGGUCUCUACCCUGGAACUGUUGCCGGUUUAAAUGCUGGAAAUAUACCUGGAGGUCUCUACGGAGGACAUGUAGGUGGUUACAAGGCAGGCAACAUCGGAGGAGGGAUCUACGCUGGCACCAUGGGCGGUCUGCAUGCUGGCGGUGUGCAUGCUGGCAGCUUGCUGGGAGUUAGGAACGGUAUCGGCCUCUACUAGGAGAAUUUACGAGGAGCCAAUUGUCAAUAUAUCCACACUAUUUAUACAUAUUUAUCCAACAAAGAGUGUACGGUGCGAAAUAAAUAGC
This is a messenger RNA of Haliotis rubra (blacklip abalone), 1732 nucleotides long. Its product is annotated as glycine-rich cell wall structural protein-like. The record is from RefSeq and is a predicted model, not a curated record. Bases 1 to 1644 code for a protein of 547 amino acids. The transcript has 6 exons. Lineage: Eukaryota; Metazoa; Mollusca; Gastropoda; Lepetellida; Haliotidae.